Molecule: messenger RNA, 1365 nt
Organism: Magnolia sinica
Lineage: Eukaryota; Viridiplantae; Streptophyta; Magnoliopsida; Magnoliales; Magnoliaceae
Product: pentatricopeptide repeat-containing protein At3g53700, chloroplastic-like
Exons: 10
Coding region: 1-1365 (454 amino acids)
Molecular function (GO): protein binding
Source: RefSeq, a predicted model, not a curated record
AUGAGGGAGAAUAUGUCGGAUCUUACCGGAUGUGUCUCACGUCACCAGAAAAUGGGUUUGCUUACUUCACAGUUUGUCGAAAAUUGCAGGGAGAUGAUUGUCGUCGCUCAGAAAUGGUUGUCUUCUAAUUUUGAAAUGAAGGACAUGAGCAAAGCAUCCUUUGUGCUCGGGAUCAAGAUCCAAAGGGAUCGCUCUAAAAGACUUCUUGGUCUCUCUCAAGAGACUUAUAUCAAGAAAGUGCUCGAGCGCUUUCGGAUGCAAGGUUGCAAAUCUAUCGACACUCUUGUCGAGAAGAGUCAUGGGCGUAGUCUCAAUCUCUAUUGUAAGAUGGAUACAGAAAGAGUUGAUAUAACGCGCAUUCCAUACGCAAGUGCAGUUGUUAAUCUGAUGGAUACUGUAAUGCAAAUUGGGGUAGCAAUUUGGACGAGCACAAAUCUACUUCUGGAUAUGUGUUCUUACUCGGUGGCGGGGCCAUUUCUUGGAGUAGUAAAAAGUAGCCCUACAAGCAGGAGUUCAAACAUGUUCUACGGGAAGCUCCUUCAGGAGAAUACGGUGGUCACCAGGCUGAUCCCAACUAGUAUCCAUGUGUCAGAUGCACGAGGAAAAAAGAUUAUUAGUUAUCCAGGUCGUCUUUAUGAUCUGAAAAUUGACCAUUCUAUGUGCAAUAUGUGUGAAUCUGAGGCAGAAGAGAUGGGGAUUCUUAGGACAGAUUUCUUCAAUGUUGACGAAUUCAUUGGCGGAUUCGGUGAUUCAGCAGUUUCAAAGGUCUCUGCGAUUGGUGAUGUUGAUCUUGCUUUUGAUAUGCUGAAGAAGAUGGAGGUCAUGUCAGGGAAUCAUGUAAAACCCAAUUGCAUUACUUAUAGCUACCUCAUUAAUGGAUUCCGCAAAGCUGGAAAGGUGGCAGUUGCUGAAGAAUUUUGGGAAGACAUGCAAAAAGUGGGGAUUGAGCCAAAUGUAUGGACAUGUGACUAUGAUCAAUGGGUACGAGAUUGCUGCAAAAAUGGACCCAUGAAAGACUCUUUGAAAUAUUUUAACAUGAUUAUAGAAGACAAGGACCUUGUUAAAGAUGUUGUUCCAUACAAUAUUCUCAUUAAUUAUCUAUACAAGAACAGGAAUAUCGAAGGAGGGAAGCAACUACUGAGCAGUAUGUUUACCCGAGGACUGAUCCCUGACCUGGUUACAUACAGCACGUUGAUUGAUGGGUACUGUAAGGAGGGGGAGUCAUCUGUGGGCACCACAAGGGUUGUGUUGGAUGAGAUGCGGAGCAGUUUACUAGUAGAUGUUAUAACCUUCAACACUUUGCUAAAUGGUUAUUUCAGCAUUCAAAAGAUUGGGCAAAAGAGCUAUGAAGGUGAUGUUGGAUAG